This is a messenger RNA of Callorhinus ursinus (northern fur seal), 20079 nucleotides long. The record is from RefSeq and is a predicted model, not a curated record. Lineage: Eukaryota; Metazoa; Chordata; Mammalia; Carnivora; Otariidae.
ACGCUUUACCCGGGACCACCGUCUCGGCGACCCAGACUUAAUCAGAGCUUAGAGCGGGAGAGGUGUGCGUGAAGAGGAGAAACGAAGACGGCUUGCAGCCCUAGCCCCCGGCACCCUGGGGGCUGACGCGCGGCAAUGGGUCUGUACCUCAACAACUGCUAUAAGGCUGCUGAAGCCGCUGCCACUAAGGCGGCCGCCAGCAGCCUAACAGCCGACAGAGAGCACUGCGACACCGGUUCACACAAAAAAAAACAUUCCAGAGGUCGGAGCAUCUAUCUCUUGGAUCUUCCUCUUGGGGUCAAGCUGCCUAUUAUCCCAGGAAGCAACAAUAUAUUCUAUACUACAAAUAUAAGUGAAAAGCUUUAUCAGCCUUCUUAUGACUUUAACCUGACUGAUCCUUGUUGCCGACGUUUGGAAACCAGCUAUAAAAGUCUGCAUGAUCCCCAUUUAAAAGCAUACCAUAAGCGAAAGGAUAUCCUAAGGAGAUUAAAGAAGAGUGGUUACAUCACCAGCAAUAAUAAAAUAGGUUGAAGCCUCCUUCCUCUUAACCAGCAGAAACCUCAUCUGACCACUUUAAAAUUAGACUUUGAAAGAAACUAUGUAAGAGAACAAAAAAUGAUUGAAAAACAAGUAAAUAAAUUGUAUGAAACCAGAAGAGCCUAUAACAGUUAUGGAAACGAACAGUUCCAAGAAUGGCUGUUACAGGAAGACACACAAACAACUCCAGACCAAGAGCUGAUAAUAAAGCACAGAUAUUUAGAUAUGAUCGGUAGGGAAUUAGACAAGGUUGAGCCCACGGCAGAAAAGCAGAGCAUAGUCCGGAUGCAAGAAGAACAACAACGACAUCAGGACCACAUUAGAAGAAAACUUCAUCUCCGUAGACAAAUCGAAGAGGAAUGGAAGACAAAAGAGAUGUUACUUUUGACAAAGAUUGGAGAAGAAGUAAAAAGAGAAGCAAGAAUUGAGGAACAACGUCAAAAAGUCAGGGAGGAAGCUCACCGGAAGAAACAAGCAUGUCUAGAGAAAAAAGUCGCUCAUCAUUUACAAAAAAUGCAGCAAAGAGAUGACGUUAAGAGAGACAGACCAGAGGGAAAUAUAUUUGAAAACAGAGGACAGAAUGAAAGAGAAGCUUCUUCAAAGAUCAAGAAAGCAAGUGAUACCGCCAGUGACCAGCAAUCGCACCAGGAACAAAAACAACCAGGCCAUUCUCAUAGUUUUGUAAAGAUUCCUGCCAAAAAAUCAUCAGUCUUCGUAUCUUCUCAGCCUGAUGUACAGAAAAACAAAGCAGAACAAAAGAGCAUACAGAAAGAUAAAGAAAUGACUAAAACAUCACAUACUUUAAAUGAUGAAGGAAUUAAAAGUAGCUCACAUCAAGCUCCAGAUGUUUCUGCUAAAACAGAAAAUGUCCCCAGACAUUCUAUACAGGCUAUUUUGAAACAAGAGGAAUUAAAGGUUAGCCCCUGUCUGUACAAUAGAGUAAAUUCAUAUGUGAUUUCCCUUGUGUCCUGCUUACCUCCUUUCCAGGUAACUUCAGAAGAACUGAACAGUGUAGUUCAUAAUAUAAUGAUCUGGGUUGUGGCUGCAGUGACCAGUAUAUUAUAUCCAGCCAUCACAAAAUAUGAAGAAAGGUUGCAAAAUAUUAUAUACCCGAUGCCUGAUGACUCUACCCUCUCUUUAAAUAGUGCAAGUUGCUGUAGCACAUGCAGUGAAAUGCUUCUAUGAACAGGUAUUCAGGGAGAGACAUUUCAGGCAGAGACCUGUGCUGACACAGAUGACAGGUCAAUAGGGCAACCAGCAGCACCCAUAAAACCAUCUUCUGCCCACAAAAAAAGAACAGUUACAGGAAAAACACAUCACAGGAAAGGAUAACCUAAAACCUCUGAACCUAAAUAUAAUAAGACCGCUGAAUCCCCCAAACUUAAAACCUGUAAACCCGGUAGUCACCUUUUUGCACUGAUUGAAACAGGCACAAAGAAAUCUGAAGAUGCUACCACUAAAACAGUUGCCUUAGAACACCCACCGUCUUCUGAUGAAAAAGCAAAAGUUGUAAAGGAGAUGCAGGAGUUAAAGAAUGUUUUUGAUAACUUUAAAUAUCACCUAAAAGAGGAAUCCGAGUUGAUUUUAGAAAAUAUUUUUCAUGAAAUGGUGUCUGAAUUAACCAAGACCAUCCCCACUCUUACUUCUGUUACGGCCGAAACUUUGGUUGAUCAAACUGACACUGACAAAGGAGACUUGCUCUCCAAUGUCAAUAUCUCCUCAGCAGCUGCUGAAAUUAUGGAAAAUGUGCCUGAGAAGCUACAGUCUGCAGUUGAGAAAAAAUGUAUUGAGGUAUUUUCACAAGAAACUUUGUCAGUUCACUUUAAAUCAGACUUAACAGCCAGUGGGGAACAUUUCAUUUCACAGAAGAAGAAAACGUCAAAAGCUUCACCGCCUUAUACUAUAGAGAACAUGAGUGGUAUUGCAGAGGAUAUGGUUCAUGUGAUUUUAGAAAAGCUGACAUCUCUUGCAUCUUCUAAGCAAAAUGAACUUGCUCAUCUUGAAAUCACGACUGAACCUACUUAUCAGCAACACAGGGAAGGUCCAACAUAUGCAUUCCUUCAAAGAGCCAGCAAAAGUAAAUCCAGUGCUGAACCUGAUUCAGCCAAUUUGAUUAGCAAAGAAGACAUACAAAAUUUAGUUUCAAAUAUUUUUUCCCAAUCCUCUCUGGUUGGUUAUAUAGAGGAAGCAAUCAACACUAUACUAAGUUAUAUACAAAUUGGACUUAACGAGAGACUCAUUGCAUCUGAGGAAACAGUGAUCAUCCUUCAUCUACUUGAUGAUGUCUUGGCUCAGUUACAUCAGAAACCAGCAAAAACAGAUGUCCAAAAAAGAAGACACCCAAGACUGAGUAGUCCUUCUGGCACUGAAGAAGAGCACAGACUCACCAGCACCAGAGUAACUAAUGAUCCUAGACAUGGAUGCCUCUUUCCACCCAUUAAUGUUCCUGACAUGGUCCUUUAUUCUGAAGAUGAAAAUAAAGAAAUAGACAAGAUUGUAGAAAAUGUACUGAUUUCAUCUAUCAAAGAUGAAAAAGCAAAAUUACAAGAACAGGCUCCUGAUCACUGGUUAACAAGGGAAAAUGCUGAUUUGAAGUACAAAAGAAAUAUGAACUUAUCUACAAAGCCUGCUUAUCAAGAUGAAAUAGCAUUUCAUGAUUGGGGAUUAAAGACUGACCUUCCAGCUUUUAAUAAUGACCUUUUUAAGGACAAGCCAUGUUUGAAUAAAGACCUUUUGAUUUUCAGCCAAGAUGAAAAGCAUCAAAUACAAAAAGCCUCAGAAGAUAUAAUUACAAGUAUUUUAGCACAGAUGCUCCAAGACCUAUCUUCUGGGCUCUCUGGUCACUCAGGUUAUAAAAAUGAUAAGGAAGCUUCACUUCUUACAUCAGGAAGCCCACGAGAUCUGUCCAAUCAAGAAUGGAUGAACCAGAUGUUCUCUGCAUCAGAAAUCCAAAUAGUAGCUCAAGAAAUUGUAGAUGCUGUAUUAAAAAUACUUCACAUAGGGGUGCCUGGGUGGCUCAGUUGGUUAAGCAACUGCCUUCAGCUCAGACAUUCUUCAUCAGUACCUCAAACUUCUCUAGAUAAUGCUGACAUACCAAAUAAAGAGCCAUUAGAAAUAUGGCUUGAGAGUAACAGGAAGAUGAAAUUUUUAUCUGUACUUGACAUAGACCCUACAAAACAUCCCUGGUUAGAAACUGAAGAAACUGAAUCAACACCUGAACCUGUAGUUCACAUUAAUGAUAGGAUCACUUACACAGUUAAGAAGCUGAACUCAUUUAAAUCUUCAUUUCAAUCUCACCUUAGUACUUACACAACUAAAGUGGUAAAAAUUGUUUUGGAUGCUAUCCAGAAAGAACUCAAAGACAAUAAGAAAAAUCUAAAUCUUGGGAAGUGUGGCCCUCCCAAAGACUUUAUAGAUACAGGAGUUUUUGCUGACAAUGAAAAGGAAUUAGACUCUGUUGUCACAAAGCUAAAUAAUGACAUUAUGACAAGUUCGUUAGCAACUUGCAUUUGUGAAUUGUUAAGUGGAAAUACAGGUAAAAGCAAUGUUCUCCCUUCAGAUAAGCUAAGGUCUAAAAUCUCAUAUGAAACUGCUGAGAUUGAUCAACAACAACUUGUGCCUUCUCAGUGCCCUCAUAUGCAAGAGGAAGUUCACAAAUGUACCAGAUUGCAAGUUAGAAUUGGGGAUACCUUAUAUGACAUGUUACACAAGCUCAUAGGAGACCGUCCAUGUUCUCCCCUAUCUGAUGAACAAAAUAGAGUGGAUCAAUGAGAAUUUGAGAACAACUACUGCAUGACAAAUAUUCAGCUCAUUUCUUAUACAAUUCUAGAAGAUAUCAUUAGAAAAUUAUGUAGUGCUGAGAUGGAUCAGAUUUUCACAAAUUCAGAAUUUAAGGCAUCAGAUUAUAUUGAUACUGACAGCCUAUCACUUGCUUUGCUUAUUGAGGAAAUGGGCAUAUGCUCUCACAUAAUCUCUAGCAUGUUGUUCAGUGUGAUCCAGCCAGGUAGUCAAGAGGUGACUAACAACAAGGGAAAGACAACUGCCCCCAAAACAGGAACCACAAAAGAAGAGCACCCAAAUAAACUGGAAGUCAUGGCUUCUGAUAGCUUUGAAAUGGUUUUUGCCAAAUUGAAAGGGUUUGCCGAAAGAAAUUUAGAAACUCUGGGCACUAUAAUCAAUGGAAAUAAAAAGAGCAACAAGAGGUACUGGGAAAGUGAAAGUAUCAACAUUUGUACAAACACACAUGAAAAACAACUGCCGUCUGCUUUAUAUACGCAUGCAGAGAAAGUAUCAAGUACUAUUUUGAAGGCUAUUCAAACAUUAAAUGUGAGCUUGCCAGAUUUGGAAACAGGCAUAACCAAGCCACUACAGGAGAAAGAAAUGCUUAAGAAUCUAGUCGAUUUAAUUUUAGAUGCAGGGCCUCCUCAUAUAUUUAAUGGAACUGAACCAGAAGAGCAAGGCAUUGAAAAUUACAGAUACAGGCCAACCUCUGGAAAUUUUCUUCCAGGAGGGGCUGACCCAGAGUCCUAUCUAGAAGAUCCUGCAGAUACAGAGAAAGAAAGUGCUGGAGAGGAAAGACCACCAGAAGAAACUAAAUCAGAAUCUCUUAAGCAAUGGGAACUAGAAAGAACAUUUAAAAAAUUUGAAGUAGAACUCAAAGAACCAGAAAAGUCCCCAGUUGUGCCCAUUAUAAGAAAUAUUUUGAAUGAAAUUUUUCAGAAUGACUUAAUUGAUCAAUUAAAUGUGCUUACUCUCUCCCAGUCCCCUUUAUGUGACAUUCCUCAUCCUGGUGAUAAGCCAGUUGCUCAAAAAUCAAUUCAGUCUAUGGAUAAAAUAAUGGAUCCUUUAGUAUCUGAGGCAGAUGUAACCGUUGUUGUAGAUAAUGUUGUUAGGACCAUACUUCAAAAACUUUAUUCUGCUGUUAUGACAGAUAGAAAUGCAAGUGAAAAUACAUCUAACAUUAUCACCUGUCCAGCACAUAUCUCUUUUCCUGAACACGCCAGUGGAGAAAAGGCCUCUCUUCAGUGUACCAUACUGGACAGAAAUCCAUGCACACUUCAGUCCACAUUUAGUAGUGGUAAAAUGACCAAAGUGAAUGUAGUUGAAGAUAUUAUACAGUCAGUAUUAACAAAUUUAGAAACAUUUGCUACUUCCAAAGUAAAAACUCUCUUUUGUCCUCACAUCAAUUUCACAAUUCCAAUGGUUUUGCCUCUACAAGAGGAUGAGACUGUUUUCAGCCAACCAUGGCUAUCAAUCAAAGAUUCAUAUUCUGGUGAUCAGUUUUCCUAUUGCUCAGUGGAUCAUAACAAGUCAGGAAAGACCACCUCAAUAUGUCAACUGACUGCCUGUAAAUUAAAUUCAUAUUCAACAGAAGUGGCUAGACAGAUUUUACAAGGAAUCAAACAUAAGUUAGAUAAGGAAAUGAAAAGUCCAUUCUUAAUCCAUAAUACUGUGGUUUCUGACAGUAUCCCAAGCCAGGUUGUUAACACAGUGUUAAGUAUUGUGUCUACUAAAGGCAAAUAUGAAAAAAACCUGUUUGACAGAGAAAUUGAUACAGGUCAGCCAGAAGAUAUUGUUGAAAAGCUGUUCAAUAAAAGUGACUAUCGAAGAAAACUUCAAUUUCAAAUACUUGAUACCAUCAAGGGUAUCUUAGGUGACAUCUGUGAGAAAACACUAGACGAGAAUAAUCUACUUGCUGCAUCCACUCUUAACAAGUGUAACAGAAGUGGGAAACAUUUAGAAGCAAACUCUGAAAUAAACCCCAAGUGUGCAAAUAAAGCUAUUCCAAUGCUUUUAGUUCCUAAGUCGUGUGUCACAAUGAUUUCCAGUGAUAUGGUGGAUAUUGUUCUUCAAAAUCUAACUUCUGCUAUCAUGCUUGGCAUACAUGCAAAGGAUUCUAUUUCUCUGAAAUUGCCCCUGACAUUUUCUGAUGCAUUUCCCAAAGCAGAGCAUCAACCAUCUCCUGUUACAGACUCAAUGAAUGAGGGGGAAAGGGAGAUAAUUCCAUUUGCAAGAAAGGGAAGAGAUGUACAGCUGAAAUCAGUUUAUUCUGAUGAUAAUCAGACAGCUGUACUUAAAAAACAAGAUGCCAAGAAAUCUGCUUCCAACCCAUGUGAGGAAAAUGUUCACUUUAUUACUAAAGCCAUUUUGAAUAGAUUAAAAUCUUUUGCCACAGAAAGAUUUGAUACUCUCUUGAUACUAAGACUACAGAAAAAACAUGUUGGCCCAGAAUUUACAAGUUGUAAACAAAACAACAGCAUAUUCCUUGAAGCAAACCAAAUGCUAUCGGAUGUGAAUAUCCUAGAAAUCUCAACAGCUAGAACCGUUCUCAGUCAAGAGGUCACAGACUACACAUUUGCUAAUUACAGGGAAAAACAUGGACCUGCAAUUAAUAUAUCACAAGCUAGUCUUAGGGAAUAUGCUGACAUAAUUGCCAAUACCAUUUUGAUGCUUAUAAAAAAUGACAUAGAUUUAGAAAUCCAAAAGAUGUAUUCAUAUCCAAACAAUACUUCAUUCCAAGAAAACAUAAUUGUGAGUGAAACUGUCAACAACAUCUUAAAGAGUUUACAUGAUAAAAUAUCCUUGAAGGCAAGUAGGUUUUACUCACAGCAGAAUCCCAGCCUGUUUACACAACUAGCUGUACAAAAUGAAAUACUGCCAGGUCAAAGGAAGAUGGAAGACAACUCUGAACUGUCUCUUUUUUCAAAAUACUCAUAUCAAAACCAAAUUAUAUCAGAAGCAGAAAACCCAAGAAGGGUUUUGGAAGAAAUAUUUAGAAAUGGAGACUCUAGACAGGAAAAAACAACUGCUUUGUUAAGGGCGGUUAAGGAAAUUUUAAAGAAGGUAUAUCAGAGGGUAAUGGAAGACAUAGACCACUGGCCUCCAUUUAAUGAACCCCCCCACUCUACAUCUGAUUCUAAAAUGAAAACAGCAGCAGCUUGGAAAAAAACCUUGCAGUCACAUAUAAGCAGUGUUGCAAAUGACAUACUUGAAAGUGUUUUCAGAAAAAUGUUCUCAAUAGUCAUGACAUCCUUAUAUGAAAAGAAUGAGGCCAGGGGAGAAUUGGAAGCAUCUGGCCAUGAUGAAUUACUGGUGACCCCAUCAAGCUUUCGGGAAUCAAAACAAGCAGAACAAAGUGUCCCCCCUGAACCUGUGAUACUGCGAGCUUACCCUUACAUAGGCAGUAUCAGUGUCACUUCAUUGGAAAACACCUCACUGCAAUUUUCUCCAUUGCGAAUGGGCGAAGAAUUGGUCCAAAAGGUUCUCCAAAAGAUUACGAAUUUUGUUUUGCUGAGUGUAGAAGAGAAUUUGUCCCUGAAAGAUCAGUCUGAUGGAAUGCAGUCUCUGAGGCCACGCAGUUCUAAUGCUAGUUCCAAAGGCAGCCCUAAUGUAAGUUUUAAAACAGACUUCAAAGCAAAAUCAAAAGUUAUCUCUUUGCCUAAAUUCAGAACAAAACCACAGAUAGGACCUAGUGGGGCUAAGGCCAAAAGUACGUCCAAUCCUAGAGAGAAGACUUUCAGAGGCAGUCAGUCCAGUACUGCCAUUGGUCUGCCAUACCUGCUAUCCAUAGGGGAUGACAAAAACUCCUUGGUGAGAACAAAACUCCCCACUGCAGAACUAAAAAUGUAUGCCAAGGAUAUAGUAAGCAAUAUUCUGGAAACAACUGUGAAUGAAUUUCAAAAGGUGAGGCAAAAUAGACUAAUGGUAAAUGUAAACACUUUAACUUCUGAUCAAAUCAUGACAGCAAGUAAAAUAGUUAAUGCAGUUUUGCAAGGAUUAUAUGCUACAAAGAAUGACAAUCUGGCCGACCAGAUAAAAGGCUCAUACUCACAUGAUCUCAAACUUUCACAGAGGAAUUUUAAGACAAUUUCUCUUGCAAAUCCAGAAGUCCAUUUCUCUUUGGAGAAUGUUUCUUCCCAGCUAGAGAAAUUCUUCCCUAAAGAAGGUAUUUUUAGUCAAAUGUUUGAUAAAUGGCAAACGGAAUCAAAUCACAUGGAAAAUGAAAAAUAUAAGCUAUUGAUGAUAGCUGAGACUGUUUUGAAUGAAAUUUCAAUGAAAACAAAGGAAUUAGAACAAUCUGUUUCACUUUUAAAUUUGUCACCUCUUGAGGCUUGUGAAAGCAGGUACCAUAACUUUAAAAGAUCUGCUUCUGGAGCUGAGGGUUCCCAAGCACAAAUUAAUAUAUUUGGUCAGGAAAUUGUUUAAAAGCUAUUAGAAAAAUUAGAGGUGUACUUCAUGACUCAGAUGUUCAUAACAGAUGGUAAAGAAAUGCUAGAAAGCAAGAAAGAAACUACCUCUAGAAGUCAAUGUAGCUCCUUAAGAACAAACAACCUCAACAAUGUACCAAUCUAUAACACAAAGCUGAAAGACAAAAUAUAUGGGGGCUCUAACCACCAAAUUGCUCAAGAGAUCAUGUAAGGGGUUCUGAACACCUUAGAAUCAUUUGUAGACCUACAAUUUAAACAUAUCUCUAUAUACGCUUUUUCUGAAAUUGUGAAAAUACCUUUUGAAACUUUUGCUGUCCAACAGAAACCAUUCAUGAAAACAAUAUUGCCCAAGCUACAACCACUGAAUAAGCUUCCUAAUGGAUCUAAAUCAAGUAGUAUGAUUUCCCAGGAGAACGUGCACAAUACCCUUCGACAGCUUCACUCGUUACAUUCAGAACUGCUUACUUAGGCUGCUAAUACUGUCAAUGACAUGCUUGGUAUAAUUAAGAACAAGUUAGACAAAGGAAAAUGCCAAAUGGAACCAUCGUCAAUAAGCAUAUUUGAAAAAAACAUUGUGGCAAGUCAGAUUAUCAGCACACUGAUGGACCAAUGUACUCAUUUCUAUGAGUCGAUGAUCAAAAGCCAUCCAAAGGAAAAUCUGCUCCAACUAGCUGAAAAUGCCUACACUGCCAAUUGGCCCAGAUUUGCAACUGGGAUGGGAAUGUUCACUUCAAAAUCAAAGGGAAUUAACUGCAGGGAUGAUCUUCCACAAAUCCCUGGCUUAUUUUUUUAUUCAGAGGAAGAUAGUAAAGUAAAGGAGAAGGCUUCAUCAAAUCUACCUUCAUAUGUCAGAUACUCUUCAGGAGAUACACUUAAAAUCACAGAGCUGUUGGAAGGGCUCGAAUCGGAACUUAAACCGUUACAUUCUAGAAGUGAAGCCCAAGGCCUUAGCCAUUUUGAUCAAGGGGUGGAAGGAAACAGCUCUCUCCCAUUACAAAAACCACUUCAGAAAUCCGGUGACUCUGUGCAAGCAGCACCAGAGCACCCCAUGUCCUUCACAGAAAUGGAAGAAGGUGAAAAUCCAAAAGUUCUUCAUGAUGAGUUCCCCAAGCCAGUUAGUAAGCCAAACCAAAUACAGACAACCGUUUCUCCACUCAAAAUAGGUAUAGCUGCAGGAAAUAUUGUUAAUACCAUGCUGUUGAGUUAUGGCCUUCCAAGCCAAACCGCAUAUACUAAUGAAAGUAUAGAAACAAUGAAGCCAUUUUUUGUAUCAAAGGAAGGGCCUUUGUCUGUGAUGUCUGAAGAACAAAAGGAUGAGAAAAGUUUGCUUAAAAUAUGGGAAAAAAGAAUCAGCUAAAACCAAAGCCUUGCAGCAAGUGGAAAAGAUUUCACUUUACUGGAAAAGUGGAAAGUUAAGUACCCAAAAUUAGAGAAACCAGAAUCCCCUGAAGAGGCUGAAGUCAUUGCUUUUGCAGAUCAGGAACUGGGACCACAUGAAAUCCACCUAGUAGCAAGAUAUGUUACUACAGCUGUGGUCACACAUUUCAAGAACUUUGAAACCAGAGAUCAAUGCCCAAAUUGGAAUAUGGAUUCUGGUGAAAUACCACGAAAAAGGUUCCUAUCUUCAAAUAACCAGCAAAGUCAUAGAAUACCUAGAAAUAACUCAGGGCUCUCCCCAAAAUCAGUUUUUCUUCUGAACAUGGUAUGUGAGAAAUUUAUCAAAAUACUUUUGGAAGAAUGUACAGCCAACAACCCCCUUACAGAUGGUGCUGUUUCUGGUGAAAUACCAGCAGAAGGUCAACUCCCCAACAUACUUCAAAACAUAGAGAAUUAUUGCAGGGGAACAAUGGACCGUGGCUCACCAUUUGAAGAAUAUAACAUGUCAGCCCUUUUGGAAAAUCUGGCAGAAAUAGAUCAAGAAUCUAUGCUUAGUGUUACUUCCCAUACCUUAGUAAAAUCCUUAAUGGAAAAACUGUCCUGUGGUAUAAAUUGACCUCCCAGAAGUCCACUUUUUGCAAACAAGCAUUUAAUGUAUAGAAGAAGACAAAGACUCCCUGGUUUCCCAAAAAUAGAAAGGCCAAAAUUAAAAGAAUCAAGACAGGGUAAAUGCUCUGCAAGAUUCAUGAAUUAUGACAGCAAGCCUUUGAGAGAACCACUGAAUAAUCUCACUGUGACUCAUUCCAAAAUACAAGCCCCAGUUGGUAAGCAGUUUUCAGGAAAAUUCCCUCCUCUACCUCCUCUUCGAAGACCAGGUAAAAAGGAAGAGAAUGCAACAGCUAUUCUUAACAUGCAAUAUCCAGGAGGCAUAAACACAGGAGUUUAUUCUGCCACAUUUCUGGAGGAAAUAUUUGCAGACAUUUUCCUUAAUCUCUCCACCUCCUUGCAGGGCAAAAAUGUAAACAUCACUGAAGCUCAGCUCAAUGAGAUAAAUAUAUUAGAUGUCAACUCUGUGGUGAAUGAGUUUAACAAUGCUCCAGUCACUGUUUUACGAGAUGUUGAAGAAAGGGUAUGUUUUCCACCAAUCGAAACUGUUAGAAAGAUUGUUGACUCAGUUAAUAGUGCUGUUUCAUGAGAAUAUGCAUUACAAGUUACUGGUGGCAGUCAUCUGACACAUGCUACCACCUCAACAGCAGAACAGAUAACUAACAGCAUAUUGAGAGAGAGUGCAGAGUACCAACUCCCACUGUGCUUUGUAGGAAAGCUCAUGCCUAAUUCAUAUUACCCUCUUAAAGCUAAAAAUAUAUUGCAGAAACUUCAAAACAACCUGAGAGAACUUAAUUACCAAGGUCAACAUUCAACGGGCUAUACUACCAUUUUAUCACACUCAUUUUUAGAAGAUGUCAUCAGGAAGUUAUUAUCUCAGCUCAUUUCUCCACCCUGUAAGCCUUCAUGCUUGGCAAAGAAGUAUUUAUUGACUUCAGAUUUUAAUGAGGUAUCCACCUGUAUAAUAACUAAGAUUUUGUCAGCCAUUUCAAACCAUAAGAUUUGGCUCACUAAAUAUGAUUGUCAACAUCUAUAUACAGAAAAAAGCCUUCAAAAUAUGGUGGAGUCUGUUUAUAAUAAUGUUUUACAGAUGUCUGACUCUCUUGUGUCAGUCCAGAAAAGUAUAGUAAGCCAAAGCCCAAUUAUGAUUGACCAAAUGGCCAGUCUCAUUAUUCAAGAGAUUAUUGAAAAUCAUCUUCAACCCUUUUUGUGUGGAGAGGGCUUACCUUGUGCAAUGACUCCACUAGAUGAAAUAUCAGAUAUGGUUAAAGAGGUUCUCAGUGAGGUCACAGGGUCACAUAGACCCCAGAAGCCAUCAUCACUAGGUAUGGACUUUUAUCCUAAUGCAUUUGUAGAAGAUAUUGUUGCCUGGCUAUUAUCAAAGGUCUUCAAUCCAAAAUAUAACACUGAAUGUGAACUGGAUAAAAUGACCCAAAUAGUAAACUCAAUAAAUAACCAUUUUAACAAAGCUAAAAUCUGCAUUCUUCAUGAUGACCAAGAGCAGUCUUUCCCCACCGUAGAUCUAGACACUGUGGAUGAACUCGUCAAUUCAGUUUAUGAGAAUGUUCUGCAACAGCAUGGACUAACCACUGAGGUUGAUAAUGAAGAACUCAAAGACAGUGAUAUUUUUGCAGAAAAUGUUACCAAUUUAAUUGUAGCCGCUAUUUCUGAUUAUCUUUUUCACCCACUGUUUUCUGGGGACUUGUCGGCUUCCUCCUAUGCUACUUUAACAGCAGAGAACAUUAUUCAGAAUAUCUUUAGUGGCAGCAGUGAAUCUACCAAACCAAGCCAGCAUUUAUCUCCAUAUAGCACCUUGCUGCCAUACACACUUUUAGAAGACAUAAUUAGAGUGCUGUUAUCUAGAAUCUUUCCUUCUACAUAUAACAUGGUUCCAUACAGCAAAACUCCAAAAGGCAGAUCCGGAAUUAAUUGUGAUGAAAUCUCUUCAAAGCUAAUCAGUGAUAUUAGGAUGAAAAUUUCCCAACAUGAAAUUCGAUUUUCAAAAGAUGAAGAAGAAACCAAAUCUAUUUAUUCAGAGGACGAUGUUCAGCAUCUCAUCGAUUCUGUAUUUAGAAAUAUGUUGCAAAACUCUGGGUCUCAAGAAGCAGUUGAGCACAAUAUUACAAGCAGUAACAAUGUUCUUAUUGAUAGAAUAGCAGGUUUUAUCAUUAAAAAUAUUUGUCAACAGCAUCUGCAUCCAUUUGUGUAUGGAAAGUCAUUACUUCCUCCAUCAUAUACAUAUUUUGAUGAUGUGAGAAGGCACCAUUUUUUUGCUGGUGUUUACUCCUCAGCCUUUUUGGAAGAUGUAAUCUCUGGGGUUUUAAGCAAAAUAUUCCACAGGGUGUUAGGUAUUGUGCAAACAAACUCAUUAAGAGAUUCAGGAAAAGAACUAUUGGAAACAGCUGAAAAACUCAUAUAUUUGAUAAUGGAAGAAUUCUCAAAAGCUCAAGUUAGCAUCCUAGAAAAUGCUAAGGAACAAUUGCCACCAGUGCAUACAGAAGUAGUGAUCGAAAUUAUUGACAUGACAUAUAGCAAAGUUUUACAAGAAUAUGAACUGGAACCUGGUAAAGACUUUCUCAAUGAUACAAAAACAUUGGCUGAAAGGGUAACUAAAAUUAUCCUGGCUGAAAUUUUUGAUUUCCAAAUUCAUCCAUAUUUCAUAGCAAAGCUGCCUUUUAAAUCAUAUUCAAGACUCCAUGCUGAUGCUUUGAUAAAGAGAGUUCAUUAUGCUAUUAGUAAAUCAAGACUCCGGAGACAGACUUAUACAUCAUAUACCACCAUAUUAUCACAUACACAUUUGGAAAAAAUCGUCACUCAGGUUUUAUCUCAGAUAAAUCCAUUGAACUGCAGUGCAGAAGACCCAGACAUUUUGCAGUCAGACUUCCACAACACAGUUGUGAGGCUGAUUGAUGAGAUCAUGUCUAUAAUUUCUAAACAUGCAAUAUGCAUUAUUAAACAUGGAAAUGAAAAACAAAAUGCGAUUUCAGAGAAAGAUAUCCAGGCUAUAGUUGAUGCCAUUUAUGCUGGUAUUUCUCAUUCAAAUCUAUAUCAGUCUCUUACAAAAGAUAAAAAAGGCAUAAGUAAUAUACCUGUUACAAAAAUAGCAAGUUAUAUAAUAAAAGAAAUAUUUAACCAUCAUCCUGAGUCAUUUUUAUCUGCAGAUAAAAUUCUUCCUUCAGGUACAGUGGGUCAAACUUAUCAACAGAGAGCAACAGAUCCUCAACAGAGAGAAUUGUUGUUUAUUGUGAAUUCAGCGGUCUUUUUAGAGGAUGUAAUUUCUGAUCUUUUAGGCAGAAUCCUCUGUGUAUUCUCACAUAAUGUCUUGGCUGCUGAAAACCCAUGUAAAGCAAAAACCAAUGUAACGAACAUUGUUACAACAUUAGUAAAAUCAAUUGUGCUGGAAUUCACCACAUCAGAAAUUUUAGUUGCAGAUCACUUGGAUGAAAAUCUGUAUUUUUCAGAAGGAUAUAAAGAAAUAGUCAAAAAAACUGUCAGCCUAAUUUAUGAAAAACUAUUAGAUGAUUAUAAAUCUCUGAUUCGUAUUUAUAGAGCUAUACAAAGUGAUGCUGUCAGUUUUGGGCAAAAAAUAUGUUAUUUGCUAUUAGGAGAAAUUUAUGAUUCUCAAGUGGAGUCAUUAGUUUUGGGAGAAUUAUCAGCUUCUUCCUAUUCCACCCUCCAAGGUGAAAACAUCAUCAGAAAUGUGCUUGACAGCAUCAACGAUGAUAGCCAUGUCUUGCCGUCAUGCAUCACUGUAUUGCCGCGUUCCCUUUUAAAAGAUAUUACUUAUAAGCUUCUAGCACAUAUAUUCCCUUCAUCUGAGACCGAAACUGAACUCAAUGAGAAAGAGGUGCCACCAGAUUAUGAGUUUGUGAAUACAGCUUCAAAACUGACAGAUGAAAUUAUACAAAUUUCUGAACAUGAAAUUAGACUUGCCACAGCAGCGGAGCAUGUGGAAAGUAUGCAAUUAGAGGCAAGUGAGAACUUUGUUAACUCCAUAUGUAAUGGUAUUAUGAAAAAACUUAAAUUAGAAAAUGAAACACAGCGUGAUACAUACAAAAAGGGAGGCUUGUUCCUCAGGAAAAUAGCUGGUUUCAUUAUGAAAGAAAUUGUGGACCACCAUCUGCAGCCAUUUUUAUAUGACGAAGAAUCACCUUCCUGUGACUUACCCAAAAAUGCCCAUAUCAUUGAACUCUUGAAUCCUGAGAAAGAAAAAAUACUCACAGGCUUCCCACAGGCUUCUGUGUAUUCUGCUACAUUUUUGGAAGAUGUCAUAAUUGACCUUGUUCGCAAAUUUUAUACUCUCCCAAGUAUUGCUGAAAACCCUAAGAACAAAGAGAUAUCAGAAAAAGACCCCAUGGGCAUGGCUAUAAAAUUUGCAAAUGCCCUGGUAGGAGAAUUUAGGAAAAGUAAAAUUAAAGUCCUAGCAAAUUCUGGAGAAAUGUCUUUUCCACCAAUAGAUAAAGAGACAGUCAAUAACGUAUCUGAUUCUGUGUAUGAUGAGGUCACAGAAAUGUAUGGAUCUAACAAUGUUCAGAAAGAUGAUAGAAGUAACAUUGUUAUAGAGAUGAUAGCUGCUUUAGCCAAAAAGGCAAUCUCUGCUUUCAAGAUUCAACCACUUUUUUCAGGAGACUGGUCUUCUGCCUUCUUUUCAUUUCUAAAUGUGGAUAACAUCAUCCAAAGAGUUCAACACCUACCAUAUAAUAUCUUUACAAAAAUAAAUAAAAGCUUGAAGGAGAACCCAGUUUCUUCACUAGAACAAUUACCUACACUUACUCCUCUAACCUCAGGCCUGAAAGACAUAAUGGACACUUUGGAAAUAGGUAGAGGAUCACUUCAUGGAAAAGAGAAUUCCAAAAAGGAGAAGACAUUUAUGAAGACAGGCAGCAUCCAGGAGCCGAUAUGUACCUCUCUAACUAGCAUUGUGAAGGGCGAAUUAACUACCCUAGCAUCAGGUGUAGUUGGAGGUGUGGCAGAUAAGAAGAAAGGGGAUGCAAAGAAAAAGGAAAGGUCAAUUGGAAAAGAGAAUGAGAAGGCAUCAAAAGUUACUUCUCCAACAACUAAUGUGGAAAGUGAAGAUACUCGGGGACCAGAUUUGAGUAUGGCACCUAAAAAGAAUGAAAGCAAGAAGAAAGACACUUUGGGUAUAAAAGAGGAAAAAGGGCAAGGUGAUGAGGUAUACCAAGAUCUUUCAUCAGCUACUGAUGACACAAAAAACAAGAAGCUUGUCCUGGAACCAGAUUUAAAAAUAGAUAAAAAGAAGAGUGACAAGAAAAGAGGGAGUUCAUUAGAAAAAGACAAUAGAACUUCUGAAUUACCAUCUCUGAAAUCCAAAGUGAGAAACAGAAAGAUCCAAGAGAAGAGGAGAGAUUCUCCAGCUUAUGGAGUUACAGAUGACAAAAAGACCUUGCGUCUUAAACGUGUCCAGAAUUUCACUGAAAGCAUUUACAGAAAUGUUUUAGAAUUGUCUCCUUUCCAAGAACCAGUAGAUGAUUCAAAAUCCCCAAAUCCCCUAGGUGAUAAAGCAGUAUAUGUAACUCAAGCAGAUGGCAAGGGUUUUGCCCAGCCUGACUCAACAAAUCCAGCUAAACACAAUGCUCCUGCAAAAGAGGAAGAGAAUAAAAAAAGUAAAGAUAAAGAGAUUAAAAGUAAACCUAGUAAACCAGACAAUCCACCAGAAAAUAACUGUGGGAUUUUUCCUGCUAACUUUUUAGGAGAUGUUCUCUCUGAAACAGUAAACAAAUUGGUUUUUGAUUCCUCACUGGGUACAGAUGAUGCAUGUCAAGUAACCAAAAAUGUAAAUCAAACUGAGCUCUGUGACACAGCUAUGAAACUGAUUGAUUGCCUGUUAAAGGAGUUUUCAGAUGCUCAAAUUAAAGUAUUGAACCUAGGUCAGGGAAGUCAGUUCUUCCCAUCUAUAGAUAAAGUUUCAUCAGUUCACAAUGUACCUCUCAGGCAAAAAGAACCAUCUGUGAAUAUAGCACCUCGAGAGAAAAAAAUGGCAGCUGCAACUAAGAUAGAUUCUUUAGAUGAGGCACCUUCUAUGGCUAACAUAUCAUCAAGCGAUAAAAUGUUGGUCAACAAGAUUGUCCACUCCUCUAUAUGCAAUAUUUUGCAGGAAUACAGAUCUCAAGACUCCAUUUAUAAAGACAUAAAUAGUAAUGGUGAAAAUUUAGCAAGAAAGCUAGCUAAUGCAGUAAUAGAAGACAUUUUUCAGCAUCAGCUAAACUUGCUACUUUAUGAUGAGGUUCCGGCUGCAGCAUGUUUGCCUCUAGAAUCUAAGGAGGUAGUCCAAACAGCCUGCAAAGAAUGUCAAACAUCAUCACCAUAUACCAUAAUGCUACCUUAUGAAUUUUUAGAAAGUAUAAUUUCUUUUCUUUUAUCAAAAACUUUCUCAACAGUAGCCAAUGCUAAAACAGAAAUAUCUGAAGAUAAUUUGCACACAGAACUGGAUUUCCUUCAAAUGAAGUUAGUAAGUACAAUUAUGACAGAGAUCUCCAAAGAUGAAGAUAAGAUUGUACAGUAUGUAGAAUCCUUACAUCCUAAUGACGAUGAAAUUAUUCAAUUAGUGGCUCAGACUAUUUAUAAUAAUCUCUUGCCACAAUUUGGAUCUCAAGAGAGCAUACAAAAUUGUGUCAGCGGUGGUUGCAAAAUCCUUUCAGAAACCAUAGUUAAUUUAGUUGUAUAGGAAGUGACUGGCAACCAAUUGCAGAACUAUUUUUCUGGAGAGCUAACGUCACAUGAGUAUACAGAAGUUGACAGUGUUGUUGAAAGUAUCCUUAAAGAUGUCAUCCAAACCACUGAAGUUCCCCAGCCUCAGCCAUCAUGGGCUUACAAACUGCCUUUUUACAUAAUAGAAGAAAUUGCUGUAAAUUUUUUGUCAAAGCUUUUAUCUAUGUUUCCAAAAGUGGAUAAGAAACAAAACAAUUCUCUAAAUGCUGAAAUGCAAACAAUAAUCUCAAAAAUCCUAAAUUCAUUCCAAGAAUAUCUCUCUAAAAGUCUAAUUAUAGUAGUGCCACGCAAAGAAUCACCCACUGUAUCUUUAGGAGACAGUACAACUAUUGAAAAAGUAGUUACUUCUGUUUAUAACAGUGUUUUAAGGCGCUCUGGCUCCCAUAUUUCAGUGUAUAAAGAUUUAAUUGGUAAGAGCAAUGUCCUUUCUGAUAUAAUAGGAUUUUUAAUGGUGAAGGAAAUUUCCAAUUCAGAACUUCAUCCUCAAGUAGAAGAAGAAGCAUCAAGUUCAGAGUUAGUUCUGGAAGCUGUCAAAAUUAUGGAAAAAGUGGUUAAGAUCAUUGAUGACCUUAAGUCAAAGAAAAAGCCUUCAACCAAAAAAGAGACUGUGUUAGAUGCUAGAUUUUUAGAGGAAAUGCUGGCCUUGUUCUUGGCUAAACUAGUAAAGUUGCCAAGUGUCUCAAGCAGAGAUGUGAAAAACUUAUCAAAGUCUGAGGUAAAUAAAAUUGCAUCUCAAUUGACAAAAUCUGUGACAGCUGAAAUUUCCAGAAAUAACAUUAGUGUAGCUGCUAAACCUGAAGAAACAUUUUUAAGUCCAGAAAGUAUAGAAAUUAUUUCUCAGAUCAUCGAUUCUGUUUAUAAUCAGGUACUACAACAAUCUGGAACUCAUGAAGAACUUUAUUAUGACAUGAAAGGUACAAACAAUGUCUUCCCUAAAGAGGUAGCUUCUUUACUCAUCAGUAAAAUUUCCAAUUGUCUAUUAGAAACAAUUAGCCCAAAAGAUUCACAGGCUGAUCUCUUUGGCGAUUUGGAUCUUAGUCGAAUUGUUGAAAAGGUGCAUGAGCAUGCUGUUAAAAGAGGGCCUGAGCUAGAGCAAAAAGAAUUAGGUCAAGAUUUAAGUGAAGAGGAACUUCCAAUUAAAAUAAUUCCUCACCGUGGGAAACAACCAAUCAAUAUCGAUCCAGACAUUGUGGCAGAUCACCUAGGAGUCAUUUCUAUAAAAACACCACCUCUUGAGAAACUGCAGUUGGAGUGUUUAACUAGAACCGGAUGCAGCAUCGAGGCACUGAGAAGAGUGUCAGUGAGUGGGAGGAGUCACUCAAUGGGCACACCUGAUGCAGGAAAGCAAAAGCGAGAAAGACGCAUCUCAUUGGAUGAGGUGGGACGAUUGAAUGUAAAACCAUUAGAGGCAAUAGUUUUUAAUAUUUUCUCUUCAAUUCCAGACUGCUAGUAGGAAUUCAUGCCUGACAUCACCAAAGUGGAGCUUUUAAAAGAUGUCCACAGCAAAAAAGAUCUUAUCAUUCGUUUGGUAACUCAUGAUAUUAAUCAAGAAGUUUCAGAAAAUAAAGUGGAAGAGGGCUUAACUUCCGAUGAAGAGGAAGUUGUUUUACAAGACGUUGAGAAAGAAGAACUUCCAGAAGGCCCAUUGGAAGAUCAAGUAAAAGAAGACAUGAAGCCCAUUACAAGCACAGUGGCUUUUUCCAAGCCACUGAAGAGCAAGAGAAAUCUGAAAAAAUUUUUGUCACUAGGAAAAUGUUAUCAUUGCAAAUCCACUGAAACUACAACAAAUACUGAAUCAUCACCAAAUCAAUGGACAGAAUCUGAGGAGACACAGCGAAGAAUUGUUUCUAAUGCUGAUAUGACUACCUCCAAAUCCUCGACUGGCACAGAUUCUUCCUUUUGGGAGAGAAAAACACAACUAAGUAGAGAAGAAAGUAAUGCUAGUACUGAACUGGCAUAUUACUUCUUACAUAGAAUUAUGAGUUCAUCCUCAUACAAUGAAGAGGGUCUGCCUUCAUUUUCUAGUGAUGAUGAUGAUCGUCCCUCAGAUCCAAGUGCCAAAAUAACAGAAGACGCUGAUAAGCCCAGUACUUCCAAACAGGGGUCUGAAAUGAUGAAGAAGGUAUCAUCAGCUCUGUUCAAAGUAUUUUCAAGAUCUAAUGCCAAUGUUUCCAAAUCUUCCUCACCCCCACACCCCCCAACCAGGACAGAAGCUGAGGCUGCGACAGCUAACAUCAAUAAAGUUGUUUUUUUUGACCUUCCUCAAAAAAAAAAAAUGGUUUUUAAAACAUGACAUUGUGUCCUACACACUGAUUCUUACAAAUACUUUUAAAUUCUUAUAAAUAAAUAAGAACAAAGAAUGUACAAAAAGGCAGCUGGAAAAAAGAAGGAUUUGAUAAAUGCUUCUGAUAGGCAUUUGGCACAAAAAGAGGGACUGUGCCUCCCAUCGAGAUACAUCUGCCAGUGGGACUCAAUCUCUGCUCUUGAGGGCACUGAAGCCUUGCUGGGAUGAGAAGACUAACUUAAAACCAAAAGGAACUGGAAUUGAGGCAAUCCUCAAAGGGCAGGUAGGUCUGGAAAGCACCAGGAAGGCUUUCACCUCUGGUGCCAGAGCUGCAUAUAA